Molecule: messenger RNA, 293 nt
Organism: Sphaeroforma arctica JP610
Lineage: Eukaryota; Ichthyosporea; Ichthyophonida
Exons: 1
Coding region: 135-293 (52 amino acids)
Source: RefSeq, a predicted model, not a curated record
GGGUGGAAUAUAAGAUCUUGUAUUACCUAUUCCAUUGUUCUUAUUUUUCUUCUUCUUUCGAAGAUAUGAAUUAUGUGCAUUCGGCCCAAUAGUGAUCAUCCGCGUACAUACUUGUCUGUUCAAUUUAGAAGGCUAUGGCUGUCACUAAUUCUAAUCCUGCCUUAUCUGUGUUGGCACAUCAGCGUUUCGAUGUCGAUGGUGAGAUUGCUCAUGCGGUCAACAACGCCUUAAACGGAGUGAUUGUGGAAGCCAUCCCGCAGAUCAACGCGAUGCUGAAACUAAUGCCGUUCUAA